Molecule: messenger RNA, 817 nt
Organism: Aspergillus wentii DTO 134E9
Lineage: Eukaryota; Fungi; Ascomycota; Eurotiomycetes; Eurotiales; Aspergillaceae
Product: TLC domain-containing protein
Exons: 1
Coding region: 186-779 (197 amino acids)
Biological process (GO): lipid homeostasis
Cellular component (GO): endoplasmic reticulum; membrane
Source: RefSeq, a predicted model, not a curated record
GUUUAGUCUCGGAUUCGUAAGUACCUCUUGAGUGGCUUCUCUGUCUCUGCGCCCUUAUGAUAACAACAUUCUAAUUUCUUCGAUUGUUAAAGAGACCGUUUCUUAACUUCUACUCACCCAACUUCCUCUUGUAUGAGCUUUCCAGCCCAUUCCUUAAUAUCCACUGGUUCUUGGAUAAGCUCAACAUGACUGGUGGCAAAGCGCAAUGGUACAACGGCAUGGCGCUUCUCUUUACUUUCUUUUUCUGCCGUCUUGUCUGGGGCACCUGGCAGUCAGUUCUUGUGUACAUGGACAUGUGGUACGCUUUGAAGCAAACUUGGGCUGCAACAGCCUCUUCCCAGCCAGGCUCGGUCGGCAUCACUUCCCAAGUCUUCCAGACGCUGAAUAGUCCCGUUGAAGCUACUGCAGAAAUGUCCAAGUUCUCUUCUUACACCGCCCAGGGUGUACCCACCUGGCUGGUCCUGUCCUAUGUGGCGUCCAACCUCACCCUCAACUUCCUCAAUUACUACUGGUUCUCCAAGAUGGUUGAUGCUGUGCUGAAGCGCUUCCGCGAGCCCGCACCAUCACCGGCCGCAAAGAAGGAAGAGGAGACACAGAAGCUCAAGGAAAAGAAGGCGCAGAACGCCGUCCUCGACGCAGCUUCCAAGCUCGAAGAGGAAGAAAGCAGUUUUCUUACCAGCGAGAAAAACACCACCUCAUCUGUGGAUACAGGUCUUAACGAUGAGAUGCGCAGAAGAAAGGCCGACUUGGCCUCAAAGGUCCCUCUUCCACAAUCAUAGUGGGCCCAACAGCCCACUGUUAUCUUAUACAAGAACAU